Messenger RNA from Telopea speciosissima, 1044 nucleotides. RefSeq names its product lisH domain-containing protein C1711.05-like. Lineage: Eukaryota; Viridiplantae; Streptophyta; Magnoliopsida; Proteales; Proteaceae. The record is from RefSeq and is a predicted model, not a curated record. The transcript is spliced from 3 exons. Bases 1 to 1044 code for a protein of 347 amino acids.
AUGGCGGCGGCUAGUUCACCUGAGUGCAUCCGUGGUCAAACCCCUGUCCCAGAGAAAGCUACAACUGAAGGAUUUGAGAAGCCAGGCCAGUUGAGCCCUAAACUAGUAGAAGAAUCAAAUGAGAUGGAGAAAACCGAUGUUCAACAAAGUUCUCCUGAUAUCUUUGGUGAUAAAAAACUUUCUGGCAAUAGUGAAGGGCAGGCAGGUAGCUCUAGUGACAGUGGAAGCGACAGUAACAGUGGAAGUGACAGCGGAAGCCAGAGUAGAAGUGUAGGAAAAAGCAGCAGCCCCGCUGGAAGUGGAAGUGAGAGCAGCAGUACUGAUAGUGAAAGUAAUGGUUCUUCUAGCAGCAAGGAGGGAAUGCCAUCUCAACCAUCAGCUGGGAGGAGAAGGGAUGCUCUGUUCUCCGACACUCCCCAUCAUUUAUCUCCUCAUAGGUUGAACCAGGAUUCCCACGAGGACCAUGCCAUACAGCCAGGUCAAAGAUCUCUCGAAAUCAGUGCUCGAGGAAAGGCUCCAGACAGGACGGAUAGAUCCAACAAAUAUGUAGAGAACUUGGGGCGUGGUCUUAAACUAUCUGAAAAGAAUUCUGUUGUCCCCGAUGAAUCGAAUGGGUCGGCUUUCAGGAGUAUGCAUGCACAUGAAAAGGGUUCCAUGCCUAGAGAAAAACAUGAUGAAGAUAGUUGUGCUUAUGAGAAAUUAAUGAACAAAAAUGUCCGGAAAAGUGUUAAUGGUGACAGAUCUUCAUUGCUGUCCAACAUGCAGUACAGGAACCAUGUUGAACAAGUGGGGAAGUCCAAGGAUGCAGGCCAUAUGUUGCACCCAGACAUGGGGCCUCUCCCUAUGCAUAACAAUAGGAGUGAUGAAGAAAAAUCCCCAGUUGUCAAUGGAAGAGGGGCUUUACUGGGAAGGGAGCUUUCAGAUUUGGAGUUGGGUGAACUUCGUGAACCCAUGCCUGGGGAGGAGACACAGGUGGUAAAGAAGCAGUUUGAAAGAAAAACUUCUUUCAAACUGUCCAAGAAUAAACAUAAGUGCUUCAAAUAG